Rotaria sp. Silwood1 is the source of this 1263-nucleotide messenger RNA. Lineage: Eukaryota; Metazoa; Rotifera; Eurotatoria; Philodinida; Philodinidae. The record is from the annotation of a GenBank genome assembly.
AUGCAAUUGAAACGAUCAUCUGGAAUAUUGCUACAUAUAACAUCAUUACCAUCAUCAUAUGGAAUUGGUGAUGUUGGUCCAGAAGCUUUUAAAUUUAUUGAUUUUUUAGUUGAAACAAAACAAAAAUUGUGGCAAACAUUACCUAUAUAUCCAAUCAAUUCUCCAUCACCGUAUUCAAGUUUAUCAGCAUUUGCAGGUAAUUCAUGGUUAAUAUCACCAGAUAAAUUAUUAGAAGCUAAUUUAAUAUCAAAAGAUGAUUUAAAAUCAAUUGAUCGAUCAAAAUUUAACAAUGCAUAUGUUAAUUUUAAUGAAAUAAAAAAAAACAAAGAGAAAUUAUUAGAAAAAGCAUAUCUUAAUUUUAAAAAUAAUAAUGAACAGUCUUCAGAAAUUUUAAAUGAUUUUUUUCAACGUGAAAAAUAUUGGAUUGAUAAUUUUACAUUAUUUAUGACAAUCAAAGAAAAAUAUAAAAAUAGUACAUGGUCCGAUUGGCCUGAACCUUUACGUCGUCGUGAACAAACUGCAUUACAAAGGAUUCGUAAACUCAAAAAAGAUCGUAUAAAAUAUUAUUUGUUUGUUCAAUAUAUAUUUGAUCAACAAUGGAAUGACUUAAAAAAAUAUGCAAAUGAUUCUAACAUAAAAAUAAUUGGUGAUAUUCCUAUGUAUAUUGAUUAUGAUUCAGUUGAUGUUUGGGCAAAUUCUCAUAUAUUUCAAUUAGAUCACAAUGAUACCAUGAAACCAACUGUUAUAGCAGGUGUUCCACCUGAGCAUAAAUCAGAUAUACUACAAAAUUGGAAUAUGCCAAUCUAUGAUUGGAAUAAUAAAAAUGUUAGACAAGAUUUAUUUGAUUGGUGGAUAAAACGUUUACGUAGAACAUUGUCAAUUGUUGAUUUAGUUAGAAUUGAUCAUUUUCGUGGUCUAGAAUCACAUUAUGUUAUGCCAGUUGAUAUUGAAACACAAGAACUAAAUAUUUCACAAGCACAUUGGGUUAAAACACCUGGCCAUGAAUUAUUGACAGCUGUAACAGAAUCACUUGGUUCAGAUAUUCCAUUAAUUGUGGAAGAUUUAGGUAAUGUUACACCAGAAGUAUUUGAAUUACGUGAUCGUUUUCAAUUAUUUGGCAUUAAAAUUUUACAAAUGGGAUUUUAUCAGGAUUCAGAUAAUAUUUAUUCUCCCCAUAAUUAUAUUCCAAGUUCAAUUGCAUAUACAGGUUUUUAUCGUAUUAUUUUGAUUAUAAAUAGGACAACUACUUUUACAACUUUAUAA